Molecule: messenger RNA, 1290 nt
Organism: Rotaria socialis
Lineage: Eukaryota; Metazoa; Rotifera; Eurotatoria; Philodinida; Philodinidae
Source: the annotation of a GenBank genome assembly
AUGUCUAAACGGUUUUAUGAGCGCUAUUAUGAUUGCCCAGGUUUCUAUGUGGGUUCUCUUAUAAACGCAUGCGAAGAAGCUUUCAGUCCAACAGUGAUUGAAGAACGUCGUCCAGUACUUGUCUAUAUACACCAUGAUGGGAGUAUGUUUAGUAACAUAUUUUGUAAACUUACAUUGUGUUCAGCAACAAUUAUUGAUUAUUUACUUGAAAACUAUAUUGUAUGGCCAUGUGAUGUUACGCUAGAAGCAAACAGAAAUAUGCUGGCAAACAUUUGGCAAGAAAUGUUUCACGAUCAACUUCUAAAUGUGUUUGACGAGAAAAAAUAUCCAAAACUUAUUGGAAUUAAGAGAAAUUUUCAAGAGCAGCAAAAUGACUCGUUAGCAUUCGAUUACCAACCCGUGCUUUUACUCGAAUAUGAUGUUUUGGCAUUCUAUCACAACAUAGAAACUCGCUUUGGCAAAAAGAUUAUACUUGAACUAGUGAAAAAUCUUACGUUAAAUGAUGCAAUCAAUGCAUUCUCCAAUAAUAUUCUUCCUUUAUUAAGCCAACAAGAAACAAAAGUAGAGAUUUGUGAUCCUUCCAGUCUAUUGAUUAAUACGAUACUUCGAAAAUUGAAGCCUCAGCAAGUUGUUUCUUUACGUCUUACAGCAAGUUGGUAUCGUAAGCAAGAAGAAUUAUCUCGAUUAGCUCGUUUUACUAAUGUUAUCUCAUUGAGUCUACUCAAUUUUCAAGAUAUAAGAGCAAUAGAGAUAUAUCGUACUAAUUUUCCUCGAUUGACGCGUCUCUGUUUUUGGUAUGAUAAUGAACUCAAUUUUACUUUUUUUCGUGAAGUCUUGCAGUACCUAUGGUCUUCAAUAAAACGAUUUGAAGUUCAUUGCCCAGGGAAUUUCUGCUCUCACGCUGAUCAAGAUCAAUACAACAGUCUACUCUUCCCAAACUAUGAUAUCGAAUAUUGUCUUUUUGACCUGAGUAACUUUCCGUUACAUCCAACAAGCGAUUGUACGAAACAGUUGCCGUCAUGUUUUUUGACGGCCGCAAUUGGUUUGAUCAAAUAUAUGCUCAACCUUCAAUACUUUCAAUUAAUUACAAACAUGGAUAGCGUCAGUAAAUUAUUAGAUUUAAACGAAUGGAUAAGAAUGACAAGUCAUUGUCCUCGCUUAACGAAAAUAACGCUACGAGUGUUAGGACGUAUGAAAGCAGACGACGAAAUGUCACAAAAAAUAGUAGAAAUUCAAAAUACGUUAUGCACUCUGCCACAAAACACUCAAUUUCAAGUUAUAUUCCACUGA